This is a messenger RNA of Saprolegnia diclina VS20, 501 nucleotides long. RefSeq lists its product as hypothetical. NCBI's taxonomy places the organism in Eukaryota, Oomycota, Saprolegniomycetes, Saprolegniales, Saprolegniaceae. The record is from RefSeq and is a predicted model, not a curated record. Bases 13 to 393 code for a protein of 126 amino acids. The transcript is spliced from 4 exons.
UCCUAUUUCAAAAUGGGGCUUGAGGUCAAGCCGUCCCAUGCCUCGAUCGCGGAGCGCCGGCAGCUGCGCAAGCAUGCGCAGCCCGAGCAUCAGUACACGGGGUACGUGCCGCCCGACCCGCGCGACGCUGACGUGGCACCGGCUCCGGUGCGGGGCAAGAUCAAGCGCGCAAUCGUGGGCUAUCAAGGGCACCGCCACAACCGCGAAGAUAUGAUUGGUGUCACGUUCACAAAGGGCCUGGAAAUGUGCACACCGGCGACUGCGCGCAAAUUGCAUCCGAAGAAACGAUGCGGAGAGAAGGAAGGCUCGGGGUACGGUCAGUUUGACGAGAUUAGCGGCUACGGCGAGUUCCAAGCACCGCCGUCGCAGCACUCGAUCGACGUCACAGCGUGAGUCCAAGAAACCGCUUGCAAAGUCUAUGCAAGGACCAGCCGAGAGCGCUUCUAAGACCGCCAAGGACAAGAGGCAGCACGCUGCACCAUCCGGCAAGACAAACCAAUC